AGCAUCCCUGCCGCCCUCGAACACCGCCACCAGCUGUUGUUUCUUUUAGUAACAAAACAUUACUCUGUUCCUGACAGCCGCACUUCAAAGAGACAGUGGCAGAAACAACGACCGGAUUUUUCCCUGAUUUCUAAUGUUCCAUUUUGCACGGUGUCCAUUUAAUUUACGCACUGUAAGUUUUGCAGUUGUGUUCCUCUUUGACAAACAGAGUCUGCAACUGUAUGUCCUCAACUGAAAGGUCUGGCCAAACAUGUAGCCUUACAAAGAGUACUUCAGCCUCUGAGGUGGAGAAAGUGCCUCACUGUUGUUUACCUUCUCCCACCGGGAACGUCAAGUCUCAACCUUGACCCAGCUUCCUGGUCCUCUCAACUGGUCCUUUCUCCUGGGCAUUAUGGGUGAGAAGCGAGGACAUCCCUUCCAGCUGCUGAACCGGUCACGCAGAGACUUCAGUGGACGUGGUGGUAUCCUCACCAACAUGGAUAGGUGCCAGGGCCUGGGCUCCAUGGACAGUGCUACCGCUGCUGGCAGUACACGCUACUCUCCUGUUUCACUGGAACUGGACCCGACGGUGAAUAAUGGAUCAGGCAUUCCCUGCAGCCCGCAGACAGACACAAAGGACCCAUCGCUGCACAUCGACGGCCAGCUUCCUGCCUACUGCCCGAUUCCUUCUCCUCUGCCCCGAGCCAGUCGGAAACCCUUCCAGAGUCCCUACAUCAAGACUAGCAUGCAGGGGGAUGUCUACAACUUCCUAGAAAGACCCGCUGGAUGGAAAUGCUUUCUGUACCACUUCUUGGUUUUUGUUAUGGUCCUGGUGUGUAUAAUAUUCAGUAUCCUGUCGACCAUAGAAAACUAUGCUGAUUUUGCAUCUGGCCUUCUCUUCUGGAUGGAGAUUGUGCUGGUGCUGUUUUUCGGGACGGAGUACGUGGUGCGGCUCUGGUCCGCCGGCUGCAGAAGCAAAUAUGUGGGGAUCAAGGGAAGGCUGCGCUUCAUCAGGAAACCCAUAUCUAUCAUAGAUCUAAUAGUCGUUGUGGCCUCAGUCAUAGUGCUCAGUGUGGGCUCCAAUGGCCAAGUAUUUGCAACAUCUGCCAUCAGGGGGAUCCGGUUCCUCCAGAUUCUACGUAUGCUGCACGUGGAUCGUCAGGGAGGAACGUGGAGGCUUCUGGGAUCUGUAGUCUUCAUCCAUCGACAGGAGCUGAUCACGACGCUGUACAUCGGUUUCCUGGGGCUGAUCUUCUCCUCCUACUUUGUGUAUCUGGCGGAGAAGGAUGCUGUUGACGAGGAGGGCAAGACUGGCUUCUCCAGCUAUGCCGAUGCCCUCUGGUGGGGCGUGGUGACAGUGACCACCAUAGGCUAUGGAGACAAGGUUCCUCAGACGUGGGUAGGGAAGUGCAUCGCCUCCUGCUUCAGCGUUUUCGCCAUCUCCUUUUUUGCUCUGCCGGCAGGUAUACUGGGCUCUGGCUUUGCUCUGAAGGUGCAGCAGAAACAGAGACAGAAACAUUUCAACAGACAGAUUCCGGCUGCAGCCUCAUUAAUCCAGACGCUGUGGCGUUGCUAUGCAGUAGAGAAAUCAGAUGGCAGUUCUGCCACCUGGCGAAUGUAUGUCCUGGCCAAACCCUAUGUCCCACCCAUUAUCUCUGAAAACCACAGCCCCAACCCCAAACACAAGCAAAGCAAGCGCACCAAAAGAAAAAUGAAGAUGGUUCGGGACAACGGAUCCCUAAACGCCAUUGGACCAAGGAAAAUAUCCAUUCCUCAGAUCACCUUUGACCACAUCGAAGGCAAAGACCAAAAGGAGGUCCCGUUCUUUCUAGAAGAACGGCCAGGCAUCACCCGGAUGUUCAGACAUGGCGUUCAGCACUCAUGGUCUUCUUUCAAUCUGAGCUGUCCUGCCUCUCAAGUUGAGAAAAAAAGGGACAUCUCCCGGGCCAACAGUUUGUCUGAGGACCUGGACUAUGUCUGCGAGGACAUCCCUUUACCCGUGGUGUCUGACCAAGCACAUCUGUUGACCAGCCCAUAUGUGGCAAACAUCCAGGACUCAACUCAACACUUGAAUUUCAGAAGGUUGAGUCAUGCCCACAAGUCAGCAAUCAGAGUCCUCCGGAGAAUGCAGUACUUUGUGGCCAGACAGAAAUUUCAGCAAGCGAGAAAGCCGUACGACGUGAGGGACGUGAUAGAGCAGUACUCCCAGGGACACCUCAACAUGAUGGUCCGCAUCAAGGAGCUUCAGAGGAGGCUGGACCACACGUUGGGGAAAGGAGGCAUGUUUCUGCCAGAGAAAGGCAUAGAUAAGGAAUACAACACUAUGGGAGCCAGACUGAUCCGUAUGGAAGAUAAGAUCGUCCACAUGGACCACAAGAUCGAGGCGGUGCUGAAGAUCCUGGUGGACCAGUACAAACCCGACGAGGAGCUGAUAGAGAAGCCGCCGCCCCCUCCGCCCCGAGCUCCGUGCGUCCCCCGGGUCUCCAUCACCAGGGGGUCGAGCUCCGCCUUCAGUUUCGAUGGCGUGCAGUGACGUCACAGCGGGACAGAGCGGCGCCGGCAGGGUCCUCCACCAGUGCCUGGCGGGGUCGGGCAUAAGACAUCCUGCCUGGGCAGCGGGACCAUCACUCCGAUGGAGGGACCACUCCACCUACCUCAUUUAGAAGGUGGCGUAGUUGCCCACCGACCUCAUGCUUUUCCCCUGGGCUCUGUUCGAUCUGUACGGCUGAAGCGUUGCGGAUCGCGCAGCGACAAAUGUGGAGGUGAUUUCCAGUUGAGCCGAGAUACAGCGUUAGCAGAAAGUUGGCUUGAAAUGUCAACCGCGCUCUAACGCCAAGCUUCAGCGAUACGCAUCGAAUAGAGCCCUUACUUUCAGAAUCCCCGAACCCUUUAUAUCACCGUCUUUGACCUCAGAGAAAGACGGCAAACAACUCAACGCGGCUUUUGUUGCUAUGUGGGAAGCACUCGUCUGUCAGGGCAGCUAAGAGAAUUGGGAGACGUUGACAGUGAUAUCCAGCACAGUCCUGCCAUCCACCCUCCCUCCCCAUCUCAAUUCAUUCUGGAGUUUCUUGUCUCUUUCUCCUACUCUAAUAACAGCCCCAUAAACAUCCGCUGUUGAAAAUGUCCACAUCGUACCAUAGUGAGAACACAAACGACCUGUUAUACGGUUCAUUAGCCUGUCACUUCUACUCCUCGGUAUGGAGCGUUUCCGUCCUUGGCUGGAUGGAUAGAACAGUGCUGUAAAAUGGUCUAAAUGGUGCCAAGAUUGUGACACUCGAGUAUGUUCUCUGUUGAGUGCUGCAUCCUUCUCAGGGCUGCGUCCUUUAUACUAUCGCUCAGUGAGGCUCAUCCAAGCGCCGCAAUAUUAUUCUUAAGCAAACCAGCAGUUGGUGUGAAACACAAUGAUCAGCGAUUAGAUCGUGUCCAUCCGGUCGUAACGUCAAAGCCAUUGAAGCGUAUUCUGAAAAACACACGUGUGGGUUCCGACGAUGUGUUCACUUUCUAAACGUCUCCAGAGAGGGAGUGAGACCAGACUCGGAGAAGAGAUGUGUGCGGGGCACGGCGUUAGGGUCAGCUGGUAACAGUGAGUAGCCAGUCGACUGAAGCGUUUGCUAAAUGCCCGGAUGGAGGCCCGGCAGUCUAACAGCGGAAUUCUUCCAACUCUAAUGAUCUUGGCACUGUUUAAACAAAAGUACAGUGCGGCUGUUUCCAUGAAGCCACCGAUUCAUCUCCCCUUGGACUGUAUUCAGGGCGAGGGGAGAUGAUGGAGUGACCUAUAGGAGAACCAGGAGAUGACUCGUUGACCGGGGUCUGCAUCGUUAUUGGGCAGCGAGAGCGUAGUAGGAGGAGACCGCAGCUCUGCAGGAACCAGUCUGUCGCUGAUGUACAGUGAAGGUUAGGCUAAUAAAAAUAGCAAAACAGCCAUGACAAGGCAGAGUGUUAUGUUACAGAAAUACUGCAUGGGGGAAGAACAGUGCAGGGAGUUAUGGUAUGGCCUUUUGCAGUUGACCCCGUGCCAAUAUCACUGGGAUAUUUAUAUGAACCACUUCAUUCCCCACCCUCUGUUUUUCAUGAUAAAACACUUCUAUUUUCCCCCUUCCAGACUCCAAACUGCUGUGUGCAAUUUGAAAUGAAUUUGCCCCAUUAGAGCACUGAUUAUUUGUCUGUCUCUUGCUAAUUAAGUGCUGAAUUCCUGGUGAAGGGAGAUUACUCUGUGUGUGCGUUUACUAAUGAAAAGAAACACUGGAAAAAUGUGUACAAUUUAAACAGUAGGCUUUGAGCCGCUCACUUCAUAAUUCAGUGUGAAGGGCCUGAAAUAUCAGGCUACCCCUAAAGGAGAGGUAGAUGUACCAGGCUUCAGCUUCAGAUUUCACUGUAAAGCCCUUUAGAGCAUUUGAAUAUGAAUAAAUAAUGUAUCUAUUUUUUUUGUUCUCACUACACAUAUGUUGUAUGCCAGCUGGGUUUAGCCAGUAGAAAAUAGUAAACAAUAACCAAACUAUGUAUGCAAGCCCUUUUAUAAAUGUAGUACACACAGUCCUCAAAAGAUGGCGACAAAAGAGGGGGUGAAAAGGCAAAAGAAAACAUGGAGAGAGGGAAGGAAAAAUGGAGAGAGGAA
Esox lucius (northern pike) is the source of this 4594-nucleotide messenger RNA. RefSeq names its product potassium voltage-gated channel, KQT-like subfamily, member 1.2 (gene kcnq1.2). Gene Ontology annotation, molecular function: voltage-gated potassium channel activity. Gene Ontology annotation, cellular component: membrane. Lineage: Eukaryota; Metazoa; Chordata; Actinopteri; Esociformes; Esocidae. Gene Ontology annotation, biological process: potassium ion transport; transmembrane transport. Bases 392 to 2512 code for a protein of 706 amino acids. The record is from RefSeq and is a predicted model, not a curated record. The transcript has 20 exons.